AUGUCCGAGGCUGAUAUUGGACACAUGAUUAACAUGAAAAAGGGUGGGAUUAGUGUUGGACAGAUAUAUCGGGCAUUAGCAAAUCAGGCAGGUGGCUACGAGUAUCUCUCUUUCACGCAAAGGGACAUGUACAAUAAAAUAGCAAAGCAGAGGUGCCAGUUACCCGGUGAUGCAUAUGCAGCUUUGAAGUAUCUAGAAGAUCAAGCAACAAAUGACCCUUCUCUCUAUUUUAAUCAUCACAUGGAUGCCGAUGGUACUUUACGCAAUUUAUUCUGGUGCGAUGGUCUCAGUAGGAUAGAUUACUCAUUAUUUGGUGAUGUGCUGGCUUUUGAUGCUACCGAUAAGAGGAAUAAAUAUAUGUGUCCAUUGGUGGUAUUUUCUGGUGUCAAUCAUCACAAUAAAACAAUUAUUUUUGCUGUUGCUUUAAUUUGCGAUGAGGAAAAAGACACAUAUAGGUGGUUGCUACAACAACUGAAGGUGGCAAUGAAUGGGAAAGCACCUGUUUCGGUUAUCAUGGAUGGUGAUCUAUCAAUGAAGUUCGCCAUUGAGAAAGAGUUUCCUAAUGCACAUCAUAGAUUAUGUGCAUGGCAUCUAAUUCGCAAUACAACAAGUAACAUUGGCAAGCCCCAGUUUACCUUCAUGUUUAAAAAGUGUAUGCUAGGCGACUAUGAAAUUGAUGUAUUUCGUCAAAAUUGGUUUGAAAUGGUUGAGGGAUUUGGUGUCAAAAACAAGAAUUGGGUCCUAGAUAUGUAUAAAAAGAGAUAUUCAUAG
Arachis ipaensis is the source of this 771-nucleotide messenger RNA. Lineage: Eukaryota; Viridiplantae; Streptophyta; Magnoliopsida; Fabales; Fabaceae. The record is from RefSeq and is a predicted model, not a curated record.